Molecule: messenger RNA, 4749 nt
Organism: Closterium sp. Yama58-4
Lineage: Eukaryota; Viridiplantae; Streptophyta; Zygnematophyceae; Desmidiales; Closteriaceae
Source: the annotation of a GenBank genome assembly
AUGUAUGCUGUGACUAUUAGUGAUGAGGGUGACUGUUACCGGUGUUUCCCGCCUGACCCAGGCAUAGAGGCUGCUGCGCUAGGUACUUGUGAGGCUGCUGCUCUAGGUGCCAGUGCGUCUGCUGCCCCAGGUGCCGGUGAGUUUGCGCUCUCAGGUGCUGCGUCGCCCCCGGACACCCACACCUUCACCCUUGACUCGGGUGCUUCCCGCUCCUUCUUUCGAGACUGCACCACUCUCACACCGCUCAGUCGGCCUGUUGCGGUCUCCCUAGCGGACCCCUCUGGGGGUCCUGUCCUUGCUCACUACUCCACUGUCCUACCGUGUCCAGCGGUCCCGUCUGGCUCCCUGUCGGGUCUCUACCUCCCCUCGUUCUCUACGAACUUGGUGGCGGGUGCUGACCUCCAGGAUGCAGGAGUUGACCAGUUCACCCCUGCGCGUCAGCGGGUGACCCACUGCACUUGUGCGGACACGGGCCGCCACUUGGCCACGUUUGCUCGUCGGCCAGGGUCGAGCCUGUACACACUGACUACUGAGUCUUCCCCAGUCACUGAGUCUGCUCAGGUAGCCGCGUCGGGUCAGGUGUUUGCUGCGGCGUCCAGGUCUGGUCCUGAGUCUGCCCCCUGCUCGUGUCGUCUCCUGUCUCACCGGACUCUCCUCUGGCACCACCGUCUUGGUCACCCCUCCCUGCCUCGCCUUCGAGGCAUGGCUUCCCGUCUUCUUGUUUCUGGUCUCCCCCGGUCCCUCCCUCCUCUUCCUCCGGGGCCUGCCCCCACCUGCGUUCCCUGCGUCGAGGGGCGGCAGCGCGCUGCUCCUCACUCCUCCGAGUUUCCUCCGACAGAGGCUCCGCUGCAGACGCUUCACAUGGACGUGUGGGGCCCAGCCCGCGUCCGUGGGCAGGGUCAGGAGCGCUACUUCCUGCUGGUGGUUGACGACUACUCGCGUUACACCGCAGUCUUCCCCUUGCGCAGCAAGGGUGACGUCACUGAGGUGUUGAUCGCCUGGAUCCGCGCAGCUCGUCUCCAGCUCCAGGAGAGUUUCGGCUCCGACUUUCCUGUUCGGCGUCUGCACUCCGACCGAGGCGGAGAGUUCUCCUCUGACCUUCUGCAGACCUUCUGUCGCACACGAGGCAUCCGCCAGACCUUCACGCUUCCGGACUCUCCGCAGCAGAAUGGGAUUGCUGAGCGCCGCAUCGGCAUGGUCAUGGACGUCGCUCGUACGUCCAUGAUCCAUGCGGCUGCUCCCCAUUUUCUGUGGCCGUUUGCGGUUCGGUACGCGGCGCAUCAGCUCAACCUUCACCCCCGGGUCUCCAUGCCGGAGACCUCCCCUGCUUUGCUGUGGACGGGGAAGGUUGGUGAUGCGUCGCGUUUUCGGGUCUGGGGAUCUAGGGCGUUUGUCCGCGACUUGUCUGCGGACAAGCUGUCCUCUCGUGCUGUUCCCUGCGUCUUCCUUGGCUUUCCCCCUGACGCGCCAGGCUGGCAGUUCUACCACCCCACCUCGCGCCGUGUCUUCGCGUCCCAGGACGUCACCUUUGACGAGUCGGUUCCCUACUACCGUCUCUUCCCCUACCGCACUGCGUCCCUCCCUCCCCCGCCGCUCUUCCUUACACCAGGCCCCCCUCCAGUAGACCCCCUCCCCCCUCAGGGUCCUGCUCCCUCAGGUGUGUCCCAGGUAGAUGCAGUUGAGCCAGUCGAGGUAGCUGUUGACUCUGGUACUGCUGGUGGUGCUGAGCCUGGGGGUGCUGGGUCUGGGGGUGCUGCGACUGGGGGUGCUGGGUCUGGGGGUGCUGCGACUGGGGGUGCUGAGCCUGGGGGUGCUGAGCCUGGGGGUGCUGAGCCUGGGGGUGCUGCGCCUGGGGGUGCUGCGCCUGGGGGUGCUGAGCCUGGGGGUGCUGAGUCUCGGAGUGCGGAGCCUGAGAGUGCUGGACCUGCUCGUCCGGCGUCUGGUGGUGCUGAGCCUGGCGGUUCCUCCGGUGCUUCGUCCCGGCGGGAGCUGCUCUCUCCACAGGAGCUGCGUGAGUGGUUCGCCCGGCGCUGGCGACGUGCUGCUGGAGCUGGUGGUGCUGCAGGAGCUGGGGGUUCUACUGCUGCUGAGAGUGCUGGUGCCGAGGGUCCCAGAGGUGCUCGUACCGAGUGUACUGGAGCUGCUGACCCUACGAGUGCUCCUCCUGCUGGAGCUGGUGGUGCUGCUGGUGUUGCUGGCGCUGGAGCUGCUGGUGCUGCUGGAGCUGCUGGUGCUGCUGGUGCUGCUGGUGCUGCUGGUGCUACUGGCGUUGGUGCUGCUGGAGCUCCUGGAGCUGGAGCUGCUGCGUCUUCGGGUGGUCCGGCUGGAGCUGGAGCUACUGGGGGUGUUGGCGCUGGGGGUGCUCCUGGCGCUGGUGCUGCUGGGGGUGCUGGAGUUGGAGCUGCUGGAGUUGCGGGUCUUCCUGGUGCUGGUGCUCCCGCUGGGGGCGCUGGUGCUGUUCCUGCUGGCACUGGUGGAGCUGCGCGGCCGCGGCCGUACUUCGUUCCGCUCCUUGAGCAGGUUCUUGGUCUUCCGUCCUCUCUUGGUCCUGCUCCUGCCUUAGAGUGUCCGCCUCCUGUCCAGUCUGAGUCACAGUUACAGCCACCUUCCCCGCUUCCUUCUCCUUCUCCCUACACUGGUCCUACUGGAGGUCUUGUUGAGCGUCGUGAGCCUGCGUCUCGCCCUGCGUCGCCUGUCCGUGCUGCUCGCACUAGUGGUCGUGGUUCGCGUCAGCGUCCUCCCCCUGUCCCCGGCACGCACCGGAUGUCUCUGCGUCCUUCCACUGCUCCGCUGCGUGCCCCUUUGCCCUCUCCUCCAGCGUCCUCUCUUCCUGAGCUUCCUGACCCGGAGUCGGACUCCCUUCGUGCUGCGCGUCCUACUGUCACGCGUCUCCUUGCUACUGUCGUCACUGACCCUUCCUUUGAGUCUACUGCUGCGUCUGCCCUAGUUGCUGAGCUUGUCGACUUCGCUGCUCGCUGUCGCCUAGACUACGCUACCAGUCUCGUCGCUGAGUCUGAGUCUGUCUGUCCUCCGUCCGUCGGGGGUGAGUGUGCUCUUGGCACGGACGUCCUAGAGGACAGGCAGGAGGAGUUCCAGUGCUUGGCUGCUGUUUCACCUCAUCUCGUGUCCAUGCUGCUUGCCCCUGAGGGAGACCCGGAUGCACUUGACAUCCCGACUCCGCGCUCUUACGCGGAGGCGAUAGAGGGUCCCUACUCCUCUCAGUGGCAGGCAGCCAUGGACGCAGAGAUGGCUUCCUGGAAGUCCACAGGCACCUACGUUGACGAGGUUCCCCCGCCUGGGGCGAACAUCGUCAGUGGCAUGUGGAUUUUCAGGGUGAAGCGGCCGCCGGGUUCUCCGCCUGUCUUCAAGGCGCGUUACGUGGCUCGUGGUUUCAGUCAGCGGCAGGGAGUUGACUACUUUCAGACCUUCUCCCCCACCCCGAAGAUGACCACUCUUCGGGUACUGCUGCACAUAGCUGCUCACCGAGACUACGAGCUGCACUCUCUUGACUUCAGCACUGCUUUCUUGCAGGGCAGCCUUCACGAGGAGAUCUGGCUGCGCCGCCCACCUGGCUUCACUGGGACGUUUCCUCCUGGCACCCAGUGGAGCCUCCGGCGGCCAGUCUACGGUCUCCGCCAGGCGCCUCGUGAGUGGCACGACACACUGAGGACUACACUUGCGGCCCUUGGGUUUGCUCCUUCUACUGCCGACCCGUCGCUGUUUCUGCGCACCGACACUUCUUUGCCGCCGUUCUACAUCCUCGUGUACGUCGACGACUUGGUCUUUGCUACAGCUGACACUGCUGGACUUGCCUACGUGAAGUCCGAGCUGCAGAAGAGACACACGUGCACAGACCUGGGUGAACUGCGCAGCUACCUUGGCUUGCAGAUCACCAGGGACAGAGCACAGCGCACCAUUACCCUGACUCAGUCACAUAUGGUGCAGCAGGUCCUUCAGCGCUUCGGCUUCACGUACUCCUCGCCUCAGGCCACUCCUCUGCCUACGCGCCACUCGCUCUCAGCUCUGCCUUCGGAUGAGUCCGUAGAGUCGAGUGGCCCGUACCCAGAGCUUGUCGGCUGCCUCAUGUACCUGAUGACCUGCACUCGACCUGACCUUGCAUACCCUCUUAGCAUUCUGGCACGCUUUGUUGCUCCUGGGAGACACAGACCAGAGCACAUGGCUGCAGCGAAGAGGGUGUUGCGCUACUUGUGCAGUACGUCGGGCAUGGGGCUUGUGCUUGGAGGGCAUAGUUCAGUGGUCCUCACUGGUCACGCAGACGCUUCUUGGGCUGACGACCAGGCUACGCAGCGGUCGUCACAGGGUUACACCUUCAGCCUUGGUUCCGGCUCUGUUUCUUGGCGGUCUACCCGCUCGUCUUCUGUUCUCGGCUCCAGUUGUGAGGCUGAGAUCUACGCAGGGGCCAUGGCUGCACAGGAGCUACGCUGGCUCACCUACCUGCUGACUGACCUGGGAGAGCCGCCUCGUUCUCCUCCAGUGCUGUACGUAGACAACAAGGCCAUGCUGGCCUUGUGUCAUGAGCACAGACUGGAGCACAGAACGAAGCACAUCGCUCUCCGCUACUUUCUUGCUCGUGAGCUGCAGCAGCGUGGUCAGCUGCGCCUUGCUUACGUGGCCUCUGAGGCCAACACUGCUGAUAUCUUCACUAAGGCACUCGCGCCUUGUGAUCAUCAGCGCUUCUGCACUCUGUUAGGUCUUGUACCUACCUUGCCUCACUUGCUUACUUCUUGA